AUUAAUCCCACAACCCUUACAUCUACUCCCACUCUCUCCACUACGAAAACCCUAUAUUUCAACAUCCCCAGCGCCGCUUUUGGAGAUUUUUGAUUUUCUCGACCAAAUUUUCCGAGGGAAUUAGCUUUCAACGCUGAAAUCGACUCGGAAACCCCGACUAAUUUCCAAUAGAUCGAAAAUGCCGAAGAGGGGUCGUCCGCUAUCGCAAGUAACAGAGGCUGCAGAAAAACGAGUAAGAUCGGAACUCGAUGAUGCAGUCGAUGAUUUGAUUCCGGUAGCUUUGGCACAGAAAUUGAGGGAUCGGUUGGCAGCGGCUCCCCCUAGUACCUCAGUAGCUGAUGUUCAACAGAAGCAAGUUAAGGGAAGAAAGACUGACCGACUUUACUGCAGACGAACACCAUCGGAGUUUUUGAAUUGCUUGAAGCAAUUAAAUCCGAGGCAGAGAAGGGCUGUGACAGAAAUAGGUUUCGGUGCAGUACUCUGUUUCGACAUUAAAGAAAUACCCAGCUUUCUUGCGUUUUGGGUGUUGAAUGCCGUCAACCUCGCCCGCUGCCAAAUACAGCUUCCUGGUGGUGAAGCACUCACUUUGGACGAAGAGGACGUCCACUUGACAUUGGGAUUUCCAAGGGGCCCUACACAGAUAUCGAGACCGGACGUCCCUCAGACAAAUUUUGUCUAUAACGACUUGGUAGCUGAAAGGUGUCAAAAGGGACGGUUUAAGAUGAGCCCGAAGGACAUCUCGGAGUUAAUGAUGGCUGACACUGGGGGGGUGAAGAUUUCAAGAAGCUCUUCACUGGAGAAUGCGUUAAUCGAGACACCUAGUGAUGGGCAUUGCAAGCCAAAAAUUCUACACUUCAUCGAGGAUGCGCAAGAUAUUAAAAAUUUGAAUUGGUGUGGGUAUGUGCUAUCCGUCCUAGAGGCAACGUUUCCAAGCUACGCAAAAGGACAAAGUGCUUUGUUCAAUGGACCAAUACAUUUCUUAGUGUGCGCCUACGUCGACCGCGUAGUACAUAUUCGGAGACGGGUCAUCCGCGCAUGGCCAACGAUGAAGGGUUGGACCCUCGAGUCUCUUAAACAGAACAGGAGCUUCAAGGGGAUGACGAGAUCACAACACGACUGA
Molecule: messenger RNA, 1120 nt
Organism: Salvia splendens (bonfire salvia)
Lineage: Eukaryota; Viridiplantae; Streptophyta; Magnoliopsida; Lamiales; Lamiaceae
Exons: 4
Coding region: 179-1120 (313 amino acids)
Source: RefSeq, a predicted model, not a curated record